This is a messenger RNA of Neogale vison (American mink), 1697 nucleotides long. It is a transcript of the gene KHDRBS1, whose product is annotated as KH RNA binding domain containing, signal transduction associated 1. Gene Ontology annotation, biological process: regulation of alternative mRNA splicing, via spliceosome. NCBI's taxonomy places the organism in Eukaryota, Metazoa, Chordata, Mammalia, Carnivora, Mustelidae. The record is from RefSeq and is a predicted model, not a curated record. Gene Ontology annotation, molecular function: mRNA binding; poly(A) binding. The transcript has 9 exons. The coding region runs from base 140 to 1471 and encodes 443 amino acids. Gene Ontology annotation, cellular component: nucleus.
UCCGGUGCUCUCUUUCGCUGGGUCGCUCGGGUCGGCUUCGGUCGCUGUCGCUCCCGCUCUCCCACCCCCGCCAACCGCCGCUCGGGCCUCUGCCGCUGCCGCGUCGCUUCCUCGAUCCCUCGAUCGCACAUCCGCCCCAAUGCAGCGCCGGGACGACCCCGCCGCGCGCAUGAGCCGGUCCUCGGGCCGUAGCGGCUCCAUGGACCCCUCCGGUGCCCACCCCUCGGUGCGUCAGGCGCCGUCUCGGCAGCCACCGCUGCCUCACCGGUCCCGGGGAGGCGGAGGGGGGUCCCGGGGGGGCGCCCGGGCCUCGCCCGCCACGCAGCCACCACCGCUGCUGCCGCCCUCGGCCACGGGUCCCGACGCGACAGUGGGCGGUCCAGCACCGACCCCGCUGCUGCCCCCCUCAGCCACUGCCUCCGUCAAGAUGGAGCCGGAGAACAAGUACCUGCCCGAACUCAUGGCCGAGAAGGACUCGCUCGACCCGUCCUUCACUCACGCCAUGCAGCUACUGACGGCAGAAAUUGAGAAGAUUCAGAAAGGAGAUUCAAAAAAGGACGAUGAGGAGAAUUACCUGGAUUUAUUUUCUCAUAAGAACAUGAAGCUGAAGGAGCGGGUACUGAUACCCGUCAAGCAGUAUCCCAAGUUCAAUUUUGUGGGGAAGAUCCUCGGGCCACAAGGGAAUACAAUCAAAAGACUGCAGGAAGAGACUGGUGCAAAGAUCUCUGUGUUGGGCAAGGGCUCAAUGAGAGACAAAGCCAAGGAGGAAGAGCUGCGCAAAGGUGGAGACCCCAAAUACGCCCACUUGAAUAUGGAUCUGCAUGUCUUCAUUGAAGUCUUUGGACCCCCAUGUGAAGCUUAUGCUCUCAUGGCCCAUGCUAUGGAGGAAGUCAAGAAGUUCCUAGUACCAGAUAUGAUGGAUGAUAUCUGCCAGGAGCAAUUUUUAGAGCUUUCCUACUUGAAUGGAGUACCGGAGCCCUCUCGCGGACGUGGGGUGCCAGUGAGAGGCCGAGGAGCUGCACCUCCUCCUCCACCUGUUCCCAGGGGCCGUGGUGUUGGACCACCUCGGGGGGCUUUGGUACGUGGUACACCUGUGAGAGGAGCCAUCACCAGAGGUGCCACGGUAACUCGAGGAGUGCCGCCCCCACCUACAGUGAGGGGUGCUCCAGCACCCAGAGCACGGACAGCAGGCAUCCAGAGGAUACCUUUGCCUCCGCCCCCUGCACCAGAAACCUAUGAAGAAUAUGGGUAUGAUGACACAUAUGCAGAACAGAGUUAUGAAGGCUACGAAGGCUAUUACAGCCAGAGCCAAGGGGACUCAGAAUAUUAUGACUAUGGACAUGGGGAGGUUCAGGAUUCUUACGAAGCUUAUGGCCAAGACGACUGGAAUGGGACCAGGCCAUCGCUGAAGGCCCCUCCAGCUAGGCCGGUGAAGGGAGCAUACAGAGAGCACCCAUAUGGACGUUAUUAAAAACAAACAUGAGGGGAAAAUAUCAGUUAUGAGCAAAGUUGUUACUGAUUUCUUGUAUCUCCCAGGAUUCCUGUUGCUUUACCCACAACAGACAAGUAAUUGUCUAAGUGUUUUUCUUCGUGGUCCCCUUCUUCUCCCCACCUUACUCCAUUCUUAACUCUGCAUUCUGGCUUCUGUAUGUAGUAUUUUAAAAUGAGUUAAAAUAGAUUUAGGAAUAUCGAAUUAA